AUGUCGUACCCCUCCACUGUGAAAGCCGUCGCGAUCGCUAAAACAGGCGGGUUUGAGGUCAUCGAGGACAUGACCCUUCCCUUCCCGGAGCAAAAGCCAGGGGACGUGCUUGUGAAGGUUCAAUAUGCCGGUGUCAAUUUCAUCGACACUUAUUUCAGAGCCGGCGUAUACCCUACCCCCUUCCUACCUUUCCACAUGGCGAAGGAGAUAUCCGGCGUCAUCGCGGAGCUACCCAAGGAUGAGGCGACGCUAAACAAUGAGGUAUACAAGAAGCGCAAUUUGAGAAAAGGCGAUAGGAUUGCAGCGGAUCUUUUGGGGGGCUUGCAAGAGUAUGUCACGGUCCCGUGGGACGCUGUGUAUCCUAUCCCGAAGGAUGUCUCCAACCGGGUCGCUGCAGCCGCCCUCCUGCAGGGAAUCACUGCUUUGUCUUUGAUGACAGAGUCGCACAAUGUCCAGAAAGGAGAGACGAUACUUAUUCACACCGUUGCUGGUGGUGUCGGUCUACUCAUGGCCCAAGUCGCCAAAGCUCGGGGCGCAACCGUUAUUGGAACGACGUCUACUCCAGAGAAGGCAGAGUUGGCGAAGGCUCACGGUGCUGACCAUGUCAUCCUGUACAAGAAUGAAAAUACGGUCGAACGUGUCUCACAACUCACCAACGGCCAAGGGCCUCAUGUCAUCUAUGACGGUGUAGGCAAGGACACCUUUGAAGAUGAUCUCAAAAUGAUCAGACGCAAGGGAACACUUAUCUCUUUUGGGAACGCCUCUGGCCUUGUACCUCCGUUCUCUAUUGUCAGACUCAACCAGAAGAACCUCAAGUUACUUCGCCCGACAGAGACAAACUACACUGUGACUUUGGAAGAACGUGAAUACUACGGAGCACAGCUUUUCGAUCUGAUCUCGAAGGGUGAUCUGAAGGUGAACAUCUUCGGAGAUUACCCAUUCACAGCAAAGGGCGUUCGCCAAGCGCAACUUGAUCUCACUGGAGGCAAGACGACUGGAAAGCUCAUAGUUAAAGUGUCAGAUGAGUGA
Heterobasidion irregulare TC 32-1 is the source of this 1029-nucleotide messenger RNA. RefSeq names its product quinone oxidoreductase 1 (gene qor1). The transcript has 6 exons. Lineage: Eukaryota; Fungi; Basidiomycota; Agaricomycetes; Russulales; Bondarzewiaceae. Gene Ontology annotation, molecular function: quinone reductase (NADPH) activity. Gene Ontology annotation, cellular component: cytoplasm. The record is from RefSeq and is a predicted model, not a curated record. Bases 1 to 1029 code for a protein of 342 amino acids. Gene Ontology annotation, biological process: cellular response to oxidative stress.